AUGUCGUGUGUUAAUUACAUAAAUGUCUGUACCGAUUCAAGCACGUGCAUUUUCUGCCCAGACAAAUGGAAAGAUCCAUUGCGAAUAUCUGGCCUGGUUUUGUUAACGGUCGCACUAUUGUUCGUACUCAUCAUAAUUCUCAUCAAAAAAUUACACGUUCAAUCUACAGGGAGUACCAUCUUCAUUAUUAUAACCGUAUUUCUUAUGAUAGCUGCUAUUGGCUUAUGA
Messenger RNA from Schistosoma turkestanicum, 228 nucleotides. The record is from the annotation of a GenBank genome assembly. Lineage: Eukaryota; Metazoa; Platyhelminthes; Trematoda; Strigeidida; Schistosomatidae.